Magnolia sinica is the source of this 652-nucleotide messenger RNA. RefSeq lists its product as uncharacterized. The transcript is spliced from 2 exons. The coding region runs from base 172 to 495 and encodes 107 amino acids. The record is from RefSeq and is a predicted model, not a curated record. NCBI's taxonomy places the organism in Eukaryota, Viridiplantae, Streptophyta, Magnoliopsida, Magnoliales, Magnoliaceae.
CACUUCUAUUUCAAAAUUUCUUGUUUUUGAGGAAAUUCCAGAUGUAAAGUUGCUUAUCUCUGUAUUUUAGCUAUCACUAUCAGGCACUGUUGGUAAAUAAUGGGUUUGCUCACAUAUGGAUUCUAGGGUGGCACUGAAAGGGAGCAAGGUCUGCUUCAAAUACUAACUGAGAUGGAUGAGUUCAAAGUUUCAACAUCACAGCUCGAAAUUGAUGGAGCAGACCCGGAUGUGCGUCGGAGCUAUCCGGAUGUUGAGCGGGGGUCCCUGGAAGGCGGAAAGCGCUGUUAUGACUAUGAUGAAGCUGUCCAUUUCCUAUGGACAACAUUAGAGUGGCUUGGCCAUUUGGACAGGCCAUGUUUUUGUAUUUGCUCAAAAUUGAUGGAUCAGACCCAGAUGUGUGUCGGAGCUAUCCGGAUGUUGAGUAGGAGUCCCUGGAAGGUGAGAACCGCUGUUAUGACCAUGAUGAAGCUGUCUAUUUCCUAUGGACAGCAUUAGAGUGGCCUAGCAAUUUGGACAGGUCUUGUUUAUGUAAUAGCUUGAAAUUGUUAGAGCAGACCCUAGUAUAACCCUCAACUUAAACCUACACCUAAAACUAAACAUCAUGGUGGGGACAGUGCCCCCGACCAUUGAUUCCUUCCUAGGACCCACCAUG